Messenger RNA from Entelurus aequoreus (snake pipefish), 3135 nucleotides. It is a transcript of the gene vps9d1, whose product is annotated as VPS9 domain containing 1. The transcript is spliced from 17 exons. Bases 122 to 2218 code for a protein of 698 amino acids. Gene Ontology annotation, cellular component: endocytic vesicle; cytosol. Gene Ontology annotation, molecular function: small GTPase binding; guanyl-nucleotide exchange factor activity. NCBI's taxonomy places the organism in Eukaryota, Metazoa, Chordata, Actinopteri, Syngnathiformes, Syngnathidae. The record is from RefSeq and is a predicted model, not a curated record. Gene Ontology annotation, biological process: vesicle-mediated transport.
CAAAGUAACAGGAAGUGACGUACUAUUUGCGCAUGCCUGUACUCAUGGUGCAUCCGGGUACGGAACAUGGGAAAGUAGCGAAUAAACAUGGAAGUCAACUCAGCAUUUUAAAAAUAUCAACAUGGCUACAGCUGACGUGAAGCCGCUUCAGAAUGCCAUGAAAAUGGCGAAAACGGCAAUAAAUCUGGACGGAGGAAACAGACACAAGGAAGCUUACUGUGAAUACCUUCGGACAAUCAACUACAUAUCACAUGUCCUUUUGGAGGAAGCUGUGUCUCAAACCUCGGAGAAGGACAUGGUUCAGCCGAAGGUGGAACGCAUGUUGACACUGGCUGAGCAGUGUCUGGAGCGAGCCAGGUCAUUUCUAAACAAGACCGCUGACCCCUCUGCUCUUUCGGCCUCUGGUUCCUCUUCGCUUUCAACGAGCCAGUCCAGCUGUUGUCCAGUUGCUACGGUCAUUAAUGCAGCUACUUCUUCCAGUGAGCAGGAAGAGUCCAGUCCCACGAAUACUUGCCGGCACCCGGGUGAUGAUCGGGUGCGGUCCCCUUUCCUGCCUCCUCAUGUCUUCCAAAGACUACAAACAGUGGUGUUAAAGGAUAUGCACAAAAAAUUCAAUUUGUUGCCCCCUCUUGGUGUGAUGUCAUCUACAGAACUGGGCCCAAUUUCCCCGCAUAGAAAGUGUGAAGAAAGGGAGCUGACACCUAUUGAAGAAGCCUCACAUUUGAAUCAGAAGCUAAAAGCCAAUUAUGAGGCUCGCCUGGCAAGACUCACACCUGGUCAAGCCUAUCAGAAGACUUCUUUAACACUGACCCUCCAGCGGCAGAUGAUGGAGAACCUCAUCAUAGCCAAAGCAAGGCAAGAGGCACUCCAGCGGAAGAUGGAGGAAACAAGAUUACGGUUGCAGGAAGAAGCCAACAGGAGAUUUGCAGCCUCCGGGGCAAUGACUCCAGAGGAGCAGGAGCAGCGAAUUCUUUAUACCAAUGUUUUGGAGUAUGAGCAGGACCAUGAUUGGCCCAAGCAAUGGAAAGCCAACAUGAGGGAGAAUUCUGAUGAUGUCGCUUUAGUGACUGAAUUGAUUUCUUGCCUGCUCAGUUCUGAUCAUCCAGUGGUGAAGCUGCUGAAGAAACAACAAUAUCGCAUCUACAACAGGCUUUAUCCGAUUGUCAGUAAAGGACUACCAACAAGUAGUGCACUAGCAGUGAGACCAUCCGACAGCAGUAACAACCCCGUACAUCCAGGCAGCACUCCAAGCAGUAACCAGGGCUUCACCAGCGACUCCUUGCUUUCACCGUCACUCUCUCAUGACGUAAACAUUACUGAUGAUGUGGAAGAAGGGAAGGAGCGUCACCUGUAUAUGACGAAGGAGCUUGACAACUCUUUUGAAGAUUUAGAGCAGUUUCUCUCCGAGAUAGACUGGGAUCAGCUGGACAGCAGCACUAAAGACUCUUGCUUUGACCCGGAGCUAAGCGGUGAUAAGGCCACUUGUCAGGAGCUGGAGGAGGAAACCUUUUCAGACCUGGAGAUGAGGGCGCUUAAACAACACCUGAAGGCAAUUGUCAAAGACAUACAUAUAGCAAUUGAGCAACUUCUAUCACUUUGUUUGCUGUCCUUUGAGUGUCUGAACACGGCCAGUUAUAAGGACUUGUGUCUGGCCAGCAUCGAGGAGUCCUUUUUCAUGCCCCUAUGGAGCGCCUUGCUUGCUCUUUUCAGGAAAGUCCACAGGAAAAGAGAACUCUCAUGUGAGAUUCGAAUGAAACUCUUUCAGGAUGUUUCACCUCUCGAUUUUGGUGUACCCUUGACACUGUUCCCCCUGGACCUUCACACACUGAAAGGUUCAUACCCUUACGAGUGUGCUGUUCAAGAGCUGAAGCUUCUUACAAAAGACUUCUGCCCGCAAAGAAAGUUGGAAUGUAUUGUGAGGACAUUACGCCUGAUCUGCGCUUGUGCUGAAGACUACAGAGGCCUUCACGAGGUGGAUUCAGCACCCAGUACAGCUGCCAUUGGUGCCGAUGACCUACUACCAAUCCUGUCCUUUGUGGUUCUGCGCUGUCAGUGUCCUCAACUGGUCUCUGAAUGUGCUGCCUUGGAGGAGUUCAUCCAUGAAGGCUAUUUGAUUGGCGAGGAAGGCUACUGUUUGACUUCCAUGCAGAGUGCUUUGGCCUUUGUGCAGACGCUGCAUAUAGAUGGAGUGGACCCUCCUGCAGAGCACUCCAUUUGAAACAGGUAGAUGAUAUUCUCAUUCUUUCAUGGUGCAAUGUUGGAUUUGUAAGCAAAACAUUGUAUCCAGUACAGCAAAUACAAUACCUUUGACAAACGUAACAAAUACAAUAAAUCCAAUAGGCAAAACACGAGGCCAGUUGAAGGGAAUUGACUAGAAGUAAUUGUACACAAGAGGUUGCUUAUUUGUUUUUAUUUCAAUUUGGGUCAAAUGAGAUGAUAUUUUAUAAAAGUGUACUUUUGUCAUUUGGCCAUUAAUGCCCUCCUGAGGCUCUGCUUUUCUUUCUUUUUCCAGACCACAUUUGCUGUUUUAUUAAGCACAUGUUUCUGCUUUAAAAGCCUUUUUAUGGAAAGUGACUGUUUUUCCUUGUUCUGUUUUGUCUCCAUUUUAUUUAAAGGAAUCCAAGUGUUUUUUUUAAAUGGCUUCUUAUUGUUUAAAAGAAGCAUGACUUGCGGAUGAAAAAACAUUUGCAAUAUUUAUCUGGCAUGGUGUGUUAUGACAUCACUUAUAUCAAUGUUCAGCAUAAUAAUAGUCAUAGUAUAUUUGAUAUAAGGACUCAGUAAAUAUUUCAAUUCCAAUGAAUUGUGUACUGGCUCAACUGUGAAACACAAUUUGACUGCUGCUUAUGUCAAAACAUUUUGAAAAGGUAAUAUAGAAUGUAACACAAAAACAAAGUUAUAUGUUAGAAAUGUUUAUUGAAGUAUGAUAUUACUAAUGGAUGGCUGCUUUUUUGUUUAGUUUUUACAAUUUAAACUCUGUGCAUUAUGCAAAUUAUUAAUUGUAUAUGAAUUGUAUUACCUCCUUGUUCUUUGUUAAACAGUUGUGUCAUGAAAGCUUGUGAAAAAUAGAAUAAAUGUGUUUGGGUCAAUAAAGACAAGAGAUACUUUUUUUCAUUUUCGACUAUUAUGGUUUUAUAA